CUCUCCUUCGCGACCAAGAGUCCAAGUUCCGCUCCUGGACGCGUUGGGGAGCGCUGGCCGGAGACUUGGUUGAAAGUUCCCAAUGCCCCACACUCCGCAAUCCGGCGACUGAAGCACUUGCAACACACAAGCUGCUCGGCCAACAGCUACAUUUACGAUGACCGUCCAAGUGAACAGCGGGGACCUUCCCUACAAGCACUAUGUCCUGGUCUUUUCCUGGUUCAUAUACGCCUGGAACACCCUCCUAAAUUACCGGCAAUACCUAGCCCUGCACAACCCCAAAAUACCCGCCUCUGUGUCGCACGUCAUUAAGGCUGAUGAAUUCAACAAAGCACGGCUUUAUGGGCUCGACAAGGCGAAAUUCGCGUUCUUGAAAGACCUGGUUGAACAAAUUGAGAGCACGGUGUAUAUCUACUACGAUGUGUUACCGUAUGUUUGGAAUGUGGCGGGAACGUUGAUGGGGAAGUAUGGAUAUGGGGCGGAGUAUGAGGUGGUGCAAUCCAUUGUCUUUGUCGUCCUCUUGUCGAUUAUCCCGUCGACGAGCAUCCCAUUCUCGCUCUAUUCCACGUUUGUCAUUGAGGAGCGCCACGGCUUCAAUAAGCAAACAUUACGGCUGUUUUUUACCGAUAUGGUGAAGGGGCAGCUGUUGAGCGCCGUGAUCGGUAUCCCGUUGCUUGUCGCCUUCUUGAAGAUCAUCGAAUGGGCGGGGUCGAACUUCUACUUUUACAUCUGGGUCUUUGUGCUGGUGGUGCAAUUCGUAAUGAUCCUGAUCUUUCCGACUUUGAUACAACCUCUCUUCAACAAAUUCACGCCCUUGCCAGAAGGCACUCUGCGAACCAAGAUCAACGAGCUCGCUUCCCGCAUUAACUUCCCUUUGAAGAAGCUCUUCGUCAUCGACGGAUCGAAACGGUCUGCGCACAGCAAUGCGUACUUUUAUGGGUUCUUCAAGAACAAGCGGAUCGUGCUGUACGACACGCUUCUUGACCACAGCACGGAGGAUGAAGUUUGUGCGGUUUUGGCACACGAACUCGGGCACUGGCACUACAACCACGUCCUCAGCACGCUCGUCAUCAUCCAGCUGCACCUCUUCUGCAUCUUCUACCUCUUCAGCCUGUUCAUCAACCACACACCGCUCUAUCGCGCGUUCGGUUUCGCGACGGAGCCGGUGUUGAUCGGGUUCACCUUAUUUCAGUACCUGCUCGGCCCAGUAGAAACCGUCCUCGGGUUCUUGCAGAACAUGGUAUCGCGCCGGAACGAGUUCCAAGCAGACUCCUUCGCCAAGAAGCUCGGCUACGGAACCCUUUUGAAGAGCGCGCUCACGAAGCUGCAUGUCGAGAACAAGGGCACGUUGAACCCAGAUCCGUGGUACAGUGCGUGGCAUUACAGUCAUCCGCCGCUUGUGGAGCGGUUGAACGCUAUUGGGAAGACCGAAUAGCGGAUCUUUCGUUCUCGUUGUGUG
Molecule: messenger RNA, 1459 nt
Organism: Fimicolochytrium jonesii
Lineage: Eukaryota; Fungi; Chytridiomycota; Chytridiomycetes; Spizellomycetales; Powellomycetaceae
Product: peptidase family M48-domain-containing protein
Exons: 7
Coding region: 158-1435 (425 amino acids)
Biological process (GO): CAAX-box protein processing
Cellular component (GO): endoplasmic reticulum membrane
Molecular function (GO): metalloendopeptidase activity
Source: RefSeq, a predicted model, not a curated record